This is a messenger RNA of Racocetra persica, 312 nucleotides long. Lineage: Eukaryota; Fungi; Glomeromycota; Glomeromycetes; Diversisporales; Gigasporaceae. The record is from the annotation of a GenBank genome assembly.
CUACUUUUUAUAGCCAAUACAUAAAUAUGAUGGAAUAUGUUUUCGUUGACGACUUGCAUAGAUAUAAACGUUUAAAAGUCACACGUGCAUGCGAGUCAUGCCGAAGAAGAAAAGUUAAAUGUGACGGUGGAUCUGGUGGUUCUCAAACUCCUUGCUCAAGUUGUAGAAAAUUAAAAAUCGAUUGUAUCUUUUCAAAUAUGGCCAUGAAAAGAACCGCUCCUAAAACUGAACAAGAACAAAUGGAUGAAAGAUUGCAACGAUCUGAAAGUUUACUGCAUAAACUUGAUGAAGAUGAUGUCAAGGCAAGAAAAG